This is a messenger RNA of Triticum turgidum subsp. durum (durum wheat), 1566 nucleotides long. NCBI's taxonomy places the organism in Eukaryota, Viridiplantae, Streptophyta, Magnoliopsida, Poales, Poaceae. The record is from the annotation of a GenBank genome assembly.
AUGGAGAUCGCUCAGCGCGACCACGACCACGACCUCUCGCCGGAGGCGGCGAGGAUGCUCCGCGAGAUGGCGCUGCGGGGUCGCGAGGAGGGAGUGGAGCCCGAUCUGUCGGACGAGCAGCUGCGCUCCAACGACCAGCUCCAGCAAGACGAGAUGUUAGCGCUGGAGGCAAUUUAUGGAGACAAGAUAUGCAUUUUUGGUGAAAAGGCUGGACCGCGAUCUUUCCAGAUUCAGGUUAAUUGUGAAAUUCCAGAUGGUAUCACUGUUACCGUAGAACCAUUCCAGGGUGAUGAUGAUGACCCAAAGAGCCAGUUCCUUGAAAACUUCAGUGUCAAGCACUUGGCUCCGCUAUCACUGACAUGCCUCAUGCCUCCAUCGUACCCAAGCCAUCAUCCUCCAUACUUCACUCUCGGUGUACAAUGGUUGGAUAAUGUGAAGGUCUCCUCCCUUUGUCACAUGCUCGACUUGAUCUGGGCGCAACAAGCUGAACAGGAAGUUGUUUAUGAGUGGGUGCAUUGGCUGCAGAGCUCUAUGCUUUUUCAUCUUGGUUUUGACAACGGAAUAGUCAUACGACAGCCUCAUAGUGCGGUCAGUCAAGUGGAUUUUCGGGUUGUGGGAGAGAUUUUGUCUGCAGAGUCUGUCGUUCAACAGUUGAUCAGCUACAAUGAGGAGCAAUGCCAUGAAUCCUUUCUCCACGGGCUUCAUGCCUGCAUGAUUUGCUUCAGCGAGUACACAGGCGUUGAUUUUGUAAAGCUUCCAUGCCAGCAUUACUUUUGCCAGAGGUGCAUGGAGACUUACUCAAGGAUUCAUCUCAAGGAAGGAACAGUACUAAAAUUGGUGUGCCCUGAUGACAAGUGUGGAGGCAUUAUUCCUCCUAAUCUAUUGAAGAGGUUGCUAGGAGAUGCAGAUUUUGAACGGUGCGAAAGCUUGAUGCUUCAGAAGGCUCUAGAUUCAAUGGCUGAUGUAGCGUACUGUCCAAGAUGUGGAACAGCUUGCCUGUUAGACGAGGAUAAAGCCAGAUGCUCCAAUUGCCUCUUCAACUUCUGCACCCGCUGCAGAGAGCCUUGUCACACAGGGAGGAGCUGCAUUAUUCUUACUCCAGAAGAAAAACUUCUCACCUUACAGGAACGUGCAAAGGUGCGCCGCUUGAGCAAAGGCGAAGUUGGCAUGAUAAUUAGCUUGGCAAAUGAAAUAUUUAGCAUCAAGGAAGUGCUCCGUUCUUCCGUUCCAUGUCCCCAUUGUGGUAUCGCCAUUACACGUGUGUCUGGCUGUAACCACAUGCUUUGCAGGAAAUGUGGUAAACAGUUUGACUAUGACCUUGCUGGAAGAAAUAAUGUCAGGGCUGUUGAUUUUAUUAAAGAUGUCGAGAUACAGAAAGAAGCAAGAGUGAGACUGUCCGCCAGCUUCAAACAACAUCCGUGCCCGAAAUGCCACCAGCCACAUCACAAGGUAAAGUUGUUUUGGCUUUUCAGAUAUCAGUCUUUUUCAUCAUUUUUUCACCUGGUGUUGGGAAAUGAAUUCACUGACUCUUUUUCCUACGGGAAAAAAUCACUGACUCUGAUAUGA